AUGGCCGACGCCCCCGCCUACCAGGCCCUGGAUGGGGCCGCGCGAGCCGCCUACGCGCGAAAGACGUACGCGCUACUAGGCUUGGCCCCGGAGUGCGGCGCCGCCAAGCUGAAGAAGGCCUACAAGAAGGCUUCCUUACAGUACCACCCCGACAAGCAGUCUGGUAAAAGUGACGACGAGAAAGCGUUAGCUGCGAGCAUGUUUUUGAAAAUAAAAGAGGCCUACGAGUUACUCUCAGAUGAUACUCAUAGAGCUUCAUUAGAUGACGCCGUCGCCGGGACGAUGCGCGCCCAGCGGGCCCACGCCGAGCGGACGGCACGCAUGGACGCGUCGACCAAAAGAUUUCGAGAUGAUCUGGAGAGGAGAGAAAGGGAAGCUUCUUCAUCGAAGCCUCCCAUGGGGAGUGAGGCGGAAGCUCGAUUGCGCAAUCAACAAAAACAGAACGAGUACGGCCUCCGAGACGCGGCGAAGGAGCGGGCGCGCGCGGAGCGGCGGUCCCGCGAGUCGCAGGCGGAGAAAGAUGCUCGUCAGGAGAAGCUGCGACGGACGGUGGAAGUGAAAUUUGGCCGCGAGACGGUUGGCGACGACGUCCUCAAAAGUAGCGGUUGUUUGAGCGUCGAGCGGCCGUCGUCCAAAAAAGCUCUCCUUAUCUUUGACAGUGCGGAGGCUGCUGUUCAGUGCGCGAUCGACGAGGAGUUUGGGGCGCAGUUCAAAGAUGUUAGGUUAAAAACGUCCGACGCGUGGGAGCGGAUUCGCGAAGCGGUCGCCGCGCGGGCGGCGAAGGAUCGCGCGGACGCGCCGGAGCUCUCGUCGGGUCGGGACGGGGCCGAUCGGGAGGCGGAGCGCUCGAGGUUGCUGCGCGAGGCGGCUUCGGUGAAGCGGCCGCGCGGCGACGUUGCGGCGAAGAGAAGGCGUUUAGUCGAGCGCGUCGGGCGAUUGGCGGGCGGGGGCGCCUUCGGGGCGCGGGAGGCGUCGGUGCUGGGGCGGCUUGUGGCUAAGUGUGACGUGUAG
Messenger RNA from Pelagomonas calceolata, 1011 nucleotides. Lineage: Eukaryota; Pelagophyceae; Pelagomonadales; Pelagomonadaceae. The record is from the annotation of a GenBank genome assembly.